This is a messenger RNA of Malus domestica (apple), 2362 nucleotides long. Its product is annotated as probable arabinosyltransferase ARAD1. Lineage: Eukaryota; Viridiplantae; Streptophyta; Magnoliopsida; Rosales; Rosaceae. Gene Ontology annotation, molecular function: glycosyltransferase activity. The record is from RefSeq and is a predicted model, not a curated record.
CAAUCCAAACGGGGACUGAGUAGAAGAGAAGGCUCUCACAGGCUCACUGAGAAUGCCUGCGAAGCAGAUGGCCAGAUCCAAAUCCCCAGUGCUUCUCAUGCUUCUGGCUCUCCUCGCCCUCUCCCUUAUCUUCCUACUCUUCUCCUUCCACAGCCCCUCCACCGCCGACCCCUCUGCCAUCCUCCACCCUAACCAACCCACUUACAAACCCGAAACCUCCUUCGUCGCCUCCCUCGAGCGCUUCCUCCUCGCCCACAAAUCCCGCCCUUCCAAGCCCCGCGAUGACACCGUCCUCACAACGCCCACCCAAUCCCAACUCAAGCACCUGGACGAUCUGGUCUUCCAGAGCGACAGCCACAGGUUGUACGCCGAUCCAUACUACCCGCUUAGCUUGCCCAUGAGGGUUUACGUGUACGACAUGCCCAGCAAGUUCACUUACGAUCUCCUCUGGCUCUUCCGAAACUCUUACAAGGAGACCUUCAAUCUCACCUCUAAUGGCAGCCCCGUCCACCGCCUCAUUGAGCAGCAUUCAAUCGAUUACUGGCUGUGGGCGGAUUUGAUAGCUCCGGAGUCAGAGAGGCUGUUGAAAAGCGUAGUGAGAGUGCAUAGGCAGGAGGAGGCAGACCUCUUCUACAUCCCAUUCUUCACCACCAUCAGCUUCUUCUUACUGGAGAAGCAGCAAUGCAAAGCACUUUACAGGGAAGUUGUCAAGUGGGUCACCGAUCAGCCUGCCUGGAACCGAUCCCAAGGACGGGAUCAUAUUCUUCCUGUUCACCAUCCCUGGUCUUUUAAGUCUGUUCGCCGCCUCAUGAAGAAUGCAAUUUGGUUGCUUCCUGAUAUGGACUCCACUGGCAACUGGUACAAACCUGGACAAGUCUAUCUGGAGAAAGAUCUAAUUCUUCCUUACGUUGCGAAUGUUGAUUUUUGUGAUGCGAGAUGCAUAUCCGAGACUCGAUCCAAGAGAACAACCUUGCUCUUUUUUCGCGGCCGGCUUAAAAGAAAUGCUGGAGGGAAGAUACGCUCACAACUUGUAGCAGAACUAAGUGGUUCUGAGGGUGUAGCUAUAGAGGAAGGGACAGCAGGAGAAGCAGGGAAGUCAGCAGCUCAGAAUGGAAUGCGCAAGUCUGUCUUUUGCUUAAGUCCAGCUGGCGAUACUCCAUCCUCUGCUAGAUUGUUUGAUGCCAUUGUUAGUGGUUGCAUACCUGUUAUAGUUAGUGAUGAACUGGAACUUCCUUUUGAAGGAAUACUAGAUUAUAGGAAGAUAGCUUUAUUUAUUUCUUCUAGUGAUGCUGUACGACCAGGUUGGCUUGUAACAUUUCUAAGAAACAUUAGCCAUGCUCAAAUAGAGGAAAUGCGUCAGAAUCUUGCCAAGUACUCAAGACAUUUCCUCUACUCAAGUCCAGCCCAGCCCUUGGGUCCGGAAGACUUGGUUUGGAGAAUGAUGGCUGGUAAGUUGGUUAAUAUAAAGCUUCAAACCCGGAGGUCUCAACGAGUGGUGAAAGAGUCGAGAAGUGUCUGCACUUGUGAUUGCAAGCGCGCCAACUCUACAAUCGCAGGUCACUUGUAACUGUAAUUAAAGCUAUGUGAAAAAACAAAAACAAAAUCAUAUUUUCAUCACAAGGAACAACCGGGAAGAACCGCCGUCAUUGUUAUUCUUCAAUCUGGAUCUCAGAGGCGGCAACGGUUUUUAGCAUGGGGGUGUAGGAUAAGAUUGGUCAUAGGUGCGGUCUUGGCAUAUCUUAGGUCAUUGGGAGCGGAGCAACAUCAGUUGAAUGAAUGUGUGGGAAUGUCGAGCUCGGCCCAAUGUAGCAGUGUUGAUAGCGACAUGCUCUAUGUGUAUCUCAAUUCUCAAGUUCAAAUUUCAAAUGCGUGUUUGGAAAAGGCAUCAUCUCUCAAUAUAAUAUGAAUCUCUCUUUCGUGAAAGCGUUCGUCAUUCAUACGACUGUACGAGCUUGGUUUGGUAAGUGGUUGGGUUGGGUUGGGUAAAGAGACCAAAUAAAGCAUGUUUUUGGUUUUCCCUCUCUCUCUCUCUCAAAAGUUCAAAACGAAGAAAGGGCAAAGCGUGGGAAAGCGGUGGGGAAUGCAUGUGCUUGCUUGAAUCGGGGGGCCCACGCGGUCACCAUCUUUCAUGAAUACGCCGAGGACCGAGGCAGGAGGGGCGGGCCAACAAGAAAGACGACCCUUAUCGGAUUUUGCUCCUCAUAUUAAUGAUCCUAUCUUAUUAGAUUAAUAUAAACUUGCUAAAUCUUCUCAAACCCACGUCAUAAUCCCAUUUGAAAUCUUUAUGUAUAUAUUUUUUUCGCUUAUUUUUAGCUAUGACACAUGUACUCUUCAUCAAAUAUGACUUUAUCCCGUUACAUUA